Onthophagus taurus is the source of this 1432-nucleotide messenger RNA. Its product is annotated as damage-control phosphatase ARMT1-like. The record is from RefSeq and is a predicted model, not a curated record. Gene Ontology annotation, biological process: DNA damage response. Gene Ontology annotation, cellular component: nucleus. NCBI's taxonomy places the organism in Eukaryota, Metazoa, Arthropoda, Insecta, Coleoptera, Scarabaeidae. Gene Ontology annotation, molecular function: phosphatase activity.
GUCAAAUGUGGUCGAAUGUCAAUAAUAAAAAUUGAGGUUAGACUUCUAAAUUAUUUUAAAUAUAUUAAUUGCAAAGAAUGGAGGGAAAAGAGUCAUUUGGCAUGGAUAUUAAAACACCUAUAAAUGUUACAUUGAGCGCAUUUUAUAAAAGAAGUUUUGCAUUUCACACCAUUAAAGACCGUAUCCCGAUCAUUUUAACAGAAACUAUUGAUUCGUUGAUUAGAAAUAAAAAUGAUAUAUUGAAGUUUUAUGGUUUGGAUGGUAUUGAAGAGCUAAAAUUAAUAAUUGGAGAAAUAUCUAAGCUAAAGUAUGAGAUACAAACCAAUAAACCUAUUUUAAAAAUUGAAGGAACUACAGAUGCGGCUCUUUACAAUCAAUUUUUAGAGGAACAAAUGAUAAAAAUCCAAGAACCAACUCCGUUCAAUGCUCAAUGGUUACAUUUGGAAUGUUAUGUUUAUCGCAGAUUAAUGGCUGCUAUUCAAAAAACGAAAAUUAUUCCGGAUUUAGAUCCCUUUAUUUGGAAAAAAGAGGAAUCUUUUGCAAAAUCCUUAGAAUUACACAUUCAAUUGGGAAAUAUGGUAGAUAAAGUUUUAAAUGAUACAGAAUGUGAUCUGCAAAAGGAAUUCACUAAAUUAUUAAAGUUAAAUUUAUGGGGUAAUAAAUGCGAUUUAUCAAUUACUUAUGGUGUAGUUAGAGAAGAAGAUAGCCAUGUUGACAAUCUUGAGAAAUUAAAUACUAAACUGCUGUCUGACGCCUCUGAAGACAUAUGGAAUGCAAUUUCUACUUCAACAGAAGAGGAUUCUUCAAUUGUUGAUAUCGUUUUAGAUAACACUGGGUAUGAAUUUUUCUGCGAUUUGUGUUUAGCGGAUUUCUUAGUAGAAAAGAAAUUCGCAGAAACCAUUCGUUUUUACGUCAAAAGCUUUCCGUGGUUCAUCUCGGACGUGACGAGGCCGGAUAUCGAUUGUAUGUUGCGGCAAUUACAAUCAAAUAAAAACGCCACCUUAAGGAAGUUAGCAGACCGUUGGUUAAACUAUAUACAAGCAGGUGUUUGGACGUUGGAAAGUUCCGAUUUUUGGACGCUACCUUACACCUAUAAAGAAAUGCGCCGAAUCGAUCCAGAUUUAUAUCGAAAAUUAUCCGAGGCAAAGCUAGUCAUUUUUAAAGGAGAUCUUAACUAUCGGAAAUUACUUGGAGAAAAAAAUUGGCUUUAUACAACUCCAUUUCCGGACGCCUUAGACGGAUUUUACCCAACUAAACUUUGUGCUUUAAGGACUUUAAAAGCGGAUUUAGUAUGUGGCUUAAAUCCGGGUGUUGCUGAGGAAGCAGAAGAAACUGAUAAAAAUUGGCUAAUUGAUGGCAAAUUUGGUGUUAUUCAGUUUUCCAAUCUUAUUGAGAAAAUUUAAUUAAAAAAUGUGAUUUCAUUGUUACUUUA